This is a messenger RNA of Otolemur garnettii (small-eared galago), 558 nucleotides long. RefSeq names its product myosin regulatory light polypeptide 9-like. Gene Ontology annotation, cellular component: cytoplasm. Gene Ontology annotation, molecular function: calcium ion binding. Gene Ontology annotation, biological process: platelet aggregation. NCBI's taxonomy places the organism in Eukaryota, Metazoa, Chordata, Mammalia, Primates, Galagidae. The record is from RefSeq and is a predicted model, not a curated record. The coding region runs from base 40 to 558 and encodes 172 amino acids. The transcript has a single exon.
CUCAGAUUCUCGUGGCUGUGCAGGGAUUUAACCACCACCAUGGCUAGUAAAAGGACAAAGACCAAGACCACCAAGAAGCGCCCUCAGGAUGCAAUAUCCAACGUGUUUGCCAUGUUUGACCAGUCACAGAUUCAGGAAUUCAAAGAGGCCUUCAACAUGAUUGAUCAGAACAGAGAUGGUUUCAUUGACAAGGAAGAUUUGCAUGAUAUGCUUGCCUCACUGGGGAAAAAUCCAACUGAUGAAUAUCUGGACGCCAUGAGGAAUGAGCCUCCAAGCCCCAUCAAUUUCACCAUGUUCCUCACCAUGUUUGGUGAGAAGUUAAAUGGCACAGAUCCAGAAGAAGUCAUCAGAAAUGCUUUUGCUUGCUUUGAAGAAGAAGUCACUGGCACCAUUCAGGAAGAUUACCUGAGAGAGCUGCUGACAACCAUGGGAGAUCAGUUUAUAGAUGAAGACGUGGAUGACCUAUACAGAGAAGCACCUAUUGACAAAAAGGGAAAUUUCAAUUAUUUUGAGUUCACGCGCAUCCUUAAACAUGGAGCAAAAGAUGAAGAUGACUGA